Molecule: messenger RNA, 3141 nt
Organism: Pisolithus orientalis
Lineage: Eukaryota; Fungi; Basidiomycota; Agaricomycetes; Boletales; Pisolithaceae
Exons: 7
Coding region: 1-3141 (1046 amino acids)
Molecular function (GO): protein binding
Source: RefSeq, a predicted model, not a curated record
AUGGACGACUCAAAACACCUUGAGUCAAUACCGCCUGUCACGAUCGACGACGUAACAGGCAAUGCUUCUCUCGCCACGAAAGAGCAUGUAGUUCUGUGGCUUAACCGAUUCUGCUGGGAAGGAAGAUUCGGUACACGUACAGCAAAGUCGCUGAAACUGGUCGAGGUAUCGAUCCUUCCCAAAAUCGAUGAACCAAAAAGACAAGAAGCCAGGAUCAUUCUGGAGACGACUGUGAAGGAAGAUAUGCUUAACCUAGCUGGAAACAUACAUGGAGCAUGCAUCACUUACCUCGUGGAUAUCUGCUCGACACUACCGAUAAUGGCAUUAUCGCGUGCCCAAGGGGGCGAAGGACUUCCUGGUGUUUCUCAACACAUCGACAUAAUAUUCCAUGCACCCGCCAGUUUUAGGAGGGCGCACCGCGAGCUCUCGGAUAGACGAAUGGUCCUUCCCGUGGAGACUGUCGAAAAAUCCUUGCUUUCCGGGAGGUGGAACUCCCAACUUGGUCCAGAGACCCACCCCGUCUUACAAUUAGCCAAGGCAACUGUUGAUGGCGACUUCCGAACUGUGUUGACUUCAAAAUAUGCCAAGGAGCUGUUCCAGAUCAAGAACACACAGGAGGUGUCUGUCGACCAGCAGUCGUAUGCAGAAUUGUUCUUGUGGAAGUUGCAGUCCGUGGAUGACGAACAGGAGCGGGAGCUCGUCCAGCUCCUAUUGGCAGUUGCCUGCUUGCACACGUUCGUGCAGGUUAACUGGACGGGUCCGAACUUAGAAUUCAAGCUUUCGGAUAUCAUCUCGUUCCCCUCACAUCAUCCGCCGCCCAUAUCCGAGGAGACUCUGUGUGUAAAAGCCAUCGCCGAACUAGCGUACGGCGGAGAACCUGCAUACCAUCUCGCUCAGUUCCCGGUCCUCUUUCGGCUUGCGCAAGUCAUUCUUGGAUUCCCUUACGUCCAUUGCAAAUACACGCCAUGGUGGCAGCUGCGGGCGGCCAUCAUUCAUGAACGUCUUCUUGACGACCCCGUUCCAUUGCCAGCCGAAGUUUUGGGUUCUCUUGCGCCCUUAGUGGAAACGACCAACUCCGACCCUGACCUCGCAGGUCAACUAUUGCUAGAACAAGGGUUGCUUGAACACAUCUUUUCUCACGACAAGGCAGCAGCGGAACUCUUUGUCCGGGCAGCUCGUGCGACUGGGCUCCAGUACGAGCUUACGGGAGCCUUAGGAAAGCGAACAAAGUUCCAGCAAAAUGAUUUGAGCCAGCUCGUGCUUCUGGCUGAAAGCCGUAAUAAUGAUAAUUCCCCCGACAAAAAAAAACCCGCCAAUCAGGUCAGCUCUACCAAUGGCGUUACUACCAGCCGUCAAGUCAGGCUCCCAGAAACCCUUCCAUUAAAUGACGACACCCUCCUGGAGCAAACAGAAUUUACUUCGACAGCCACUGCAACAGGGAAGGCGGCACUCGAUCAUCUGGACCCGGCAUCACAGCCACCUCUCCACCCACUGGAUCAAUGUAUCCUAUUAUCCCUCUGCCUGAACGUGCGCAACACAUCACCUUCACACGGUCUGACAUCAGAACAGAUGUCACCUUAUGUCGCCCGCGUCAUCUCACAUCCUCAAAACUGGUCUAUUCAUACUAUGGCGCUUCUGCUACGUUCUCGUCUCGAAGCAUCGAGGACGAGGACUGCGGAACGAUCCACCUUGCAGCUACAGGCGCUGGUAGACCAGAUGCCCACCGCUGAUUCUGAGCUGCCUGAACGGCUGUUAUACUUCCACUCGAUACCGCUGCCUAGCAAGUGGGAGAUGGAACGUGAACUAGCACUACGUUUCCUGUCCAUCGGGGUGAUCAAGUCUGCGCUCGAAAUAUUUGAGCGACUGGAAAUGUGGGAAGAAGUGGUGAAGUGUUGGCAAUCGAUGGAAAGGAACGACAAAGCUCUCGCCAUCGUGCGCGAUCUCCUCGAGGGGCGCAAAGAAGAAGCUGAAAGCGUUAUCGCUAAAGCCAAGGACCUGUCUGCGAGCCGGAGGGAAUCCAUGGAUAUCGCCAGGGAAGCCAAGCUUUGGUGUUUACUCGGAGAUCUGGAACCCGAUAACGCCAUAGAACAUUACGAACAUGCCUGGAAGUUGUCCAUGGAGACGUCUGGCCGUGCAAUGCGUUCGUUAGGCGGUUACUACUUUUCUCGCGGGAAGUUCGCGGAUGCGGUGACAUGCCUCCGGCGUGCAGUUGCAAUCAAUCCCCUGAUAGCUCGCUCGUGGUUCGUACUCGGGUGUGCUUACAUGCGACUGGAAGAUUGGGAGGGGGGGCGAGACUCUUUCAGUCGCUGCGUCGCCAUUGAUGACGAAGACGCGGAAAGUUGGAAUAACUUGGCGACAAUGUAUCUCCGAUUGGAUGCCGCGAAAAAAUCUCCAUACGACAGGGGGAUUGACAAGGACGGCGACCGAUCCGACAAAGCCGUGACAUUUUCAAACAAGAUGUUGGCAUUCCGUGCGCUCAAGCGGGGCCUGAAGCACAGUUAUGAUAACUGGCGAAUGUGGUCUAAUUACAUGAUCGUCGCUGUAGACGUUGACGAGCUGUCUGAAGCGUGUCGUGCUCUGACCAGGAUUGUCGAGGAGCGUGCUGACAAAGUGGGUGCGGAGUGCGUGGAUGAUGAGGUCCUUGAGCGUCUCGUCGAUGCCGUGACAAGACAGGAUGGUGACCCUGACCGACCAACGGCAGGAGACAAGCAAGGGACGGUGCCGGAUGCUGUUCCAAAUGAAGGUUGCGGCUUGCUCAGGAGAGUCGUGGAUCUUUUCGAGAGGACCAUUCUUCCACGCGUAUCUUCUUCUCGGAUUUUCCGCACUUACGCACGCCUUCUUACUUGGCAGUUGCGGUGGGAAGAUGCCCUGAACGCCCAUCUUAAUGCAUACCGGUGGGGCCCUGCGGGAACGUUCGAAAGGGGAGAGACUGAUGUUGAGAAGUGGCGUGAGGCCGUCGACGAGGUUGGUGAAAUCGAAGAUAUCCUAGCCAAUUUCGGGCCCCGAGUGGAAGGCUUCGAUUGGAAGCACCAAGGACGGAGUAUUUUGAGGAUAUUCAUUGGCCGUUCGAAGGAUUUUGAAGAUGAACCCGAGUGGUCGCGAUUAACAGAGAUGCUGGAUUGGCUACGAAGCGAAGAAUAG